This is a messenger RNA of Torulaspora globosa, 1446 nucleotides long. It is a transcript of the gene SOF1, whose product is annotated as rRNA-processing protein SOF1. Bases 1 to 1446 code for a protein of 481 amino acids. The record is from RefSeq and is a predicted model, not a curated record. Gene Ontology annotation, molecular function: protein binding. Gene Ontology annotation, cellular component: small-subunit processome; nucleolus. Lineage: Eukaryota; Fungi; Ascomycota; Saccharomycetes; Saccharomycetales; Saccharomycetaceae. Gene Ontology annotation, biological process: maturation of SSU-rRNA from tricistronic rRNA transcript (SSU-rRNA, 5.8S rRNA, LSU-rRNA). The transcript has a single exon.
AUGAAGAUCAAGACGAUUAAAAGGAGCGCAGAUACCUAUGUUCCGGUUAAAAGUACUCAAGAAUCGCAGUUACCACGUAACCUGGACCCAGAAUUGCAUCCUUUCGAAAGAGCUCGCGAAUAUACCAAGGCGCUUAAUGCUACAAAGUUGGAAAGGAUGUUUGCGAAGCCUUUUAUUGGCCAAUUGGGUUAUGGUCAUCGCGAUGGUGUCUAUGUGAUCGCCAAAGAUUAUCAAGAUCUGAACAAAAUAGCAUCAGGAUCUGCUGAUGGUGUGAUAAAAUAUUGGAACAUGUCUACUAGAGGUGAGAUUUGUUCUUUCAAGGCGCAUUAUGGGUUAGUCUCAGGACUUUGUGUUAGCCCGCAGAGAUCCCCUCUGAAUAAAGACCAACAUUAUAUGUUGUCGUGCAGUGACGAUAAGACGGUCAAACUGUGGUCGAUGAAUGGUGACGAUUUUGCAGGUGUUAAAGAUGACCAGAAUAUCAAUAGCACAGAAGGGCUUUUGAAGACUUUUUACGGUGACCAUGCCUUUCAGGGAAUCGAUCAACACAGAACGAGGUCAACUUUUGUUACCGGUGGUGCUCGUAUACAGCUUUGGGAUACUGCCAGAUCGAAACCCGUCAGUGAUUUUUCCUGGGGCGCGGACAACACUACGACCGUGAGAUUCAAUCAAACAGAAACGGACAUUCUUGCUAGCAGCGGAAGUGACAACUCAGUGGUACUUUAUGACAUAAGGACGAACUCGCCGACUCAAAAGAUUGUGCAGCGAUUGAGAACCAAUGCGAUCUGUUGGAACCCAAUGGAGGCAUUCAACUUUGUUAUCGCUAACGAAGAUCACAAUGCGUACUACUAUGAUAUGAGAAACAUGUCUCGUGCCCUCAGCGUUUUCAAAGACCACGUUAGCGCGGUCAUGGAUGUCGAUUUCUCUCCCACCGGUGAUGAGAUAGUAACGGGAUCCUAUGAUAAGACUAUCAGAAUCUUUAAGACGAACCAUGGCCACUCAAGGGAAGUCUACCACACCAAGCGAAUGCAGCACGUCUUUCAAGUCAAGUAUUCCAUGGAUAGCAAAUACAUUAUUAGCGGUUCCGAUGAUGCUAAUGUCAGACUCUGGAGAGCAAGAGCCUGGGAAAGAUCCAAUGUCAAGACCACCAGAGAGAAGAAUAAGCUGGAAUAUGAUGAGAAACUAAAAGAAAGAUUUAAGUACAUGCCUGAAAUCAGAAGGAUAAGUAGGCACAGACACGUUCCUAAAGUAGUAAAGAAAGCGCAAGAGAUUAAACAGAUUGAAUUGAACUCAUUGAAGAGAAGGGAGAUGAAUGAGAGAAGGACAAGAAAAAACAUGCCCUACGUAUCAGAGAGGAAAAAACAAAUCGUUGGGACAGUUUUCGACUAUGAAGGUAAGAAAAAGAAGAAGCAUUCUAGCAAGGACGAGCAUUCGGAUGAGGAGGAGUAG